Molecule: messenger RNA, 1948 nt
Organism: Haliotis rufescens (red abalone)
Lineage: Eukaryota; Metazoa; Mollusca; Gastropoda; Lepetellida; Haliotidae
Exons: 3
Coding region: 70-609 (179 amino acids)
Cellular component (GO): plasma membrane
Source: RefSeq, a predicted model, not a curated record
AACUCCCUAGAGUCGCUGGUAUCGAUAUCUGAAUAUUGAACUCUCACACACAUUGACGGACAUUACACGAUGGUGGCCAAAUUGUCUGCGGUGGGGAGUGUGAUGCUGCUUGCUGGCCUGCUGGCGCACAUCGUCAGCUUCUGCAGCCCAUACUGGCUGGUGGUCAGUGGAGUGGACUUCGGGUUGUGGCAGGUCUGUGUUCGGAGGUCGUGUGUGUCCUUCCUGGUGGGCGAGGUGCAGCUCACUGGCUGGUUCCACGCCGUUCAGGCCACUACAGCCUCCGGGCUUCUGUUCACCAUUGUGGCCUUUGUGACGUCCGUGAUCAACGCCAGGGCUCCCCGUCCCAGGCUCAGCCUCGUUCCUGGAACCUUCGUCCUCAUAGCAGCUAUCCAGAUCGGCGUCGGAGCCUUCAUCUAUGCAGUGAAGCAGUGGAGUGUUUCCACGUCCCUGGGGUGGGCCUUCUACCUGGAGUGUGGAGCAGUGGGUGCACUCGUCCUCGCCAGUGUGCCACUCUUCAUAUCAGCAGCCGUGACUAGGUCAAAGUCAAGGACCGUCGAUCUGACUGUCCGCUUUGCCGACGAUCCCAACAGACCUACGACUGAACUGUGAUGGUGCUUAGUUCCGUGUGAACACUGGAAAGGGGGAAACUCACAUAUGAUACAGUGAUAGUGCUGGAAUAUUUGACAAAAAACAGCGUAAAACCAUACUCGCUUACAGUGAUAAGACUUCCGUGUGCAUCCUUCAUCCACCUGGGAGGACGGACAUACCACCUUGUACAGAAAGAUGACUUCUUGUAGAGAGUGAUUUCUGCUUGUGACCUGUUCAUUACCUGGGAUAUUGUAAAUAUGUGAUUUGAGGAGAAACCUCUUGCGCUGGGAAGGCAAUACAAAGCAAUCAUUAUCAAAACCAUGAUCGAUGGCUUGUAUAGUUUAUAUACCAUACCUAUAUACCAUAUAGGUCAUUUUAAUCAUGUAGAUAUAUCAGCGCUGAAGAUAUAGCGCUGUUCGAAAUAGACAUCGGCCCGUAGGCCCGAGGCCGACAGAUUCAUUCUCGGGCCGAUAGUUUUAAAUUCCAGCAAGCCCUUACGGAUUGCAGUUUAUUAUGUAAUUAUUUAUUAAGCAUUAUUCAAGUAAUGUGAUAAACAUAAAUUUCAUAUUUAUAAACAGUGGGAGGAUUAGACCUUUCAAAUGGUGCAUAACAUGUGGUAGCAAAGAUGUUUUACAAGCUGAUAAUGUCCUUGAUAAUUGCGAGCUUCAUGUCGCACCACAGAGUCUUUGGGAACUCGAUGUGAUAGUAAAGCAGUUAAAGCUUCUGGUUGACUGCUUGUGUUUUGUAAUUUAUAUUGUCUCCCUGCUUCAGCAAAAAUGUUUGGUCCUACAGAUAUUUUUCCACGGGGCCUACAGUUUUGGAAAUAUUCUGGCCCUCAAGACACUGUUUCAGACGCUGCUUUUUUCAAUUUCAUACAAUGUGGGAAACCAAUUUGUCGUGUCCCCCGCCGUGAUUAUGCUGGAAAAAUGCUUAAGCGGCGAAAAAACAUACACCCUCACUAUAACUUACUAUAUAUAUAUAUAUAUACUCGUCGUUAAGGCACCUUGAGCUCCAUCAUAUAUAUAUGCUCGUCGUUAACCUAUAUGAAUAUAGGGCACCUUGAACUCCAUCAUAUAUAUAUACUCGUCGUUAACCUAUAUGAAUAUAGGGCACCUUGAGCUCCAUCAUAUAUAUAUACUCGUCGUUAACCUAUAUGAAUAUAGGGCACCUUGAACUCCAUCACAUUCAUUGUUUCACGUAUACAUUGUCCAUCCAAAUUGAUGAUAAACUAUUGCCAUUGAUUUGUGUAAGUGUCUCUUAUAAAUAUAUCCAAAAUUUUGGAUACUGUCAUAUUUAAUGUUUCUGUAUGUGUUAUUUUGAUAUGACCAUUCUCAAUAUAUAACCCAUUUUCAAUUUGAAA